This is a messenger RNA of Helobdella robusta, 2717 nucleotides long. RefSeq lists its product as hypothetical. The transcript has 2 exons. NCBI's taxonomy places the organism in Eukaryota, Metazoa, Annelida, Clitellata, Rhynchobdellida, Glossiphoniidae. The coding region runs from base 57 to 2267 and encodes 736 amino acids. The record is from RefSeq and is a predicted model, not a curated record.
AGAGAUUGAACUAUAGCCAUCCAGAACUUGAAAAACGAAAAAAUUUUGGAAAAAAAAUGUCUGCCUGGUCCAAAGAGAUAUUAGCUGGUGUUGAUACAUUCCACAUCAAUGGGUGCCCGGGUCAGAUAGCAAUUUUUGGGACCCAUGCCGAAGCAAUCAUAAUGGGGGCCGACAAACAUGACGUCAUUUUAGCUGUGGCCCAGUAUAACAAUGGACGGAUUGCCGUAUUUUCUCACGAUAGUUACGGUUACGAGAUUUGUCAGUUAGGUGGCAAUGAUCCUAAUCGUAAUGGUGGUGACAAUGAUGAUGGUUCUAAUAGUGGUGAUAGUAGUAGUGAAGAUGGGGAGGAAUGUGAGAAUGAUGAAAAUGUAAAUUUAGUUUUGCACAAAAAUUUACGAAAAUGGCUAACCUUCGAUAAGAAACCGGAUAACGAAUUGAAAAUUCUGGAAGUAGCUGACAUUUCUGAAGACAUUGAUUUCGAGAAGUUGAUGACGUAUGAUAUUGUGGUUUGCUAUUGCCCUGAAGAAAAAUGCCCAUCCAACCUUAUUGAAGAGUAUCUCAAAGCCGGGGGGGCCCUUGUCCACGCCACCACACCCUGGGGCUUCAUUCAACUAAACCCCAAUAUGACCAUCAUUGAUUUUCCUUAUCUCAGAAUUUUGCACGCUGCCGGCAUUACGUUGUUAGGGGGAGUAGCUGAACUUGGUGGAAGAAAAUGUUUGCCAACCAAUAAUGCAAAAUUGAAUGAGGCUCGAUUGACAUUUUCCUUCCAUGACCAAGAUGAUAUCGUUAGGUUUUUAGAAAAUACACAUCAGCUGGCAAAAUUAAACAAAAAUAAGUGUUUUGAUCAGUGCGAGCAAAAUGAUUUAGUGUGUAAUUUGUGGCCACGCGUCUGUGAAUCAGUUGAAAAAAUGUGUCCAUCAAAUGGGAUUAAAUCUGAAAACAUAUUUCAAAAACUCAUCUUGGACACCUGGAAUAAUAUUGUUUGUAUGAGAAACGAAUGCUGCAAAGCUCCAGGUAUAAAAGUCUUCCCCGGAGAUUUCGAAGACCUUCCGCCUUUGAUUGACAAGGAGGUUCAUUUUGAAUCGAAGUUCGAAGAGGUGCAUGUCACGUCGUGUUACGUUCCGGCUGGCAGGGAGGUGACAGUUGAGGUGAAACGCCUCGUGAAUAAUUGGAAAAUUUUAAUCGGUGCUCACACAGAUUGUUUAGAUUUAGUGAAAGUAAACAGGUGGCCAGUCAUCUGCAAAAAGAUUGAUCUACUUCAAAGUGGAAGUGUUACAUUUUCUAGUCCUUACGGAGGGUGUUUGUAUUUCAUGAGCUCGAAUAGAGGUGACGGGGUUAUUGACGCCACUGUUCGGAACGUUGUACCCUGUCCGGAGUUUGAUCUUUCAGAUCCGGCGACAGCAAAGAAUUGGAGUGAGAGAAAUAAUUGUCCUGGUUUGUGGGCCAAUUUAUCCGGUAAACACGUCAUUUUCACUUUUCCGAGAGCAAGUAUCUUAAAGUUAGAUGACCCGACAAACAUUUUGAAGAUGUUUGAUGAGUUGAUAGGACACUAUCACAACCUGCGUCAGACAGAUGUGAACGAUUACAGAAAGAUUUGGAUAGUAGCUGACAAACAGCCAGUGGCAGGCUACAUGCACGCUGGCUAUCCCAUCGUAACCCAUCUCGAUGUUGCUAAUGACAAUGAGGAAUGUUUCCUCCUGAAGGAAUCUAGCUUCAAGAAGGGUUUAUUUUGGGGUAUAUUUCACGAGAUCGGUCACAACAUGCAGCUGCCUGAAUGGACUUUCGAAGGGACGGGAGAAGUGACGUGCAACAUAUUCACGCUCUACGGAAUGCAGAUGAUGUGUGGCAUCGAUCCUUGGAUACACCCCUGGCUUAAAGACAACUUACCGAGAGCUUUGAAGUAUUUGAAUGAAGUGGAGCCAUCUUUCGAGGAAUGGAAGUCUUGUCCUGAAGUGGGACUAUUUGUAUUCGCUCAACUUAUCAAGUAUUUUGGAUGGGAUAUGCUGAAGAAAUUAUUUGCCUCAUUUAAAAGUUACAGACCUAAAUUAAAUUCAGAACAGGAUAAAAUCGAUAGGUGGUUCCUUAUAUCUUCUGAAUUAUCCGGUUUUAAUUUGGCUCCUUUGGCUUAUCUGUGGGCGAUUCCUUUGUCGGUUGGUGCGAGAGAUGUGAUGGCGAAACAACCGAUUUUCCAGUUUCCUGAGAAAGAUCCGUUGUUGGAUUUGGUGCCGGGAAGGGUGAAUCAUGUCAAGAAUUAUUUUCUCAAAUAGGACUUUGAUUUAAAAAUAUUCAUUUUAAAAUAUGUAUCCGUAUUCAUCUACGUUUUUCAGAAUUUUUCCACAGUGUCAUAUUUUUCACAAUUUUUCACCAUUUUUCAUCAUUUUAUCCCCCUCACAUGAUCGCGUAUUUUUGAUUUUUUUAACUCCAACCUUUACCAGAAUUGUUUCUGUCACGUGUAUCAUAUCCAUUAGGUUUUUGUCUAAUCACACGUACAACAUGCACCAUCACGUACACAACAACAACACACAACACGUACACAAUGAAUAAACCUAAUUAAACGAAUUUUUACAUAAUCAAACAAAUUUAAAUUUUCUGACGGAGGCUUGGUGCGUGUAAUAACGAUCUUUCAUUUGAUGUCGGAAUUCUUUAAAAGGAAUUUUAUUAUUUUGGGCUUUUAGAUGCUUUUUUAUGAAAAAAAAAUAGAGAAAGUCUAAAAGUUA